Molecule: messenger RNA, 1404 nt
Organism: Delphinapterus leucas (beluga whale)
Lineage: Eukaryota; Metazoa; Chordata; Mammalia; Artiodactyla; Monodontidae
Source: RefSeq, a predicted model, not a curated record
AUGGUGUGGUCUGUAGCCUGGGCAGGUGAGUGGGUGCUGCUUGCAGUCCCUGUGGGCUCUGCGGCAAAACUGGUCUGCUACUUCACUAACUGGGCCCAGUACAGACAGGGGGCUGCUCGCUUCUUGCCCAAGGAUGUGGACCCCAAGCUGUGCACCCACCUCAUAUAUGCCUUUGCUGGCAUGAACAAUCACCAGCUCAGCUCCAUAGCGUGGAAUGCUGAGACACUCUACAAGGAAUUUAACAGCUUGAAGAAGAUGAAUCCCAAGCUGAAGACGCUGCUGGCCACUGGGGGCUGGAACUUCGGCACUCAGAAGUUCGUGGAUAUGGUGGCUAUAGCCAAUAACCGACAGACCUUUGUCAACUCAGCCAUCAGGUUUCUGUGCAAAUAUGGCGUUGAUGGUCUCGACCUUGACUGGGAGUACACAGGCAGCCGGGGGAGCCCUCCAUCAGAUAAGCAGUGCUUCAUAGCUCUGGGGCAGGACCUGGCCAACGCCUUUCAGCAGGAAGCCCAGGCCUCAGGGAAGGCACACCUCCUGCCGAGCACAGCUGUCCCAGCAGGGCCACACUGCACAAAAGUUGGAUACGAGGGGGACAACAUUGCUCUGAACCUGGAGUUCCUCAGCUUCAUGGCCUAUGACUUCCAUGGCUCUUGGGAGAAGAACACAGGGCAUAACCCUCCGCCCCCCGACAAGAGACAGGGAGAGAGCGGGGCCGUGGCCGAAUUCAAUGUGGACUCUGCCAUGCAAUGGUGGCUGCAGAAAGGGACCCCUGCCAGCAAACUGAUCCUUGGCAUGCCCACCUAUGGAUGAUCCUUUACCCUGGCCUCUUUGUUGGACACCGGAGUGGGGGCCCAAGCCACGGGGCCUGGAACUCCUGGCCCCUUCACCAAAGACGGAGGACUCCUGGCUUACUAUGAAGUCUGCUCUUGGAAGGGGGCUGAUGAGCACAGACUCAAGGACCAGAAGGUGCCCUAUGCCUUUCAGAGCAACCAGUGGGUCUGUUUUGACGAUGUGGAGAGCUUCAAAAUCAAGGUCAGCUAUCUGAAGCAGAUGGGACUGGGUGGGGUCAUGGUUUGGACACUGAACAUGGACGACUUUGCUGGUUUCUUCUGCAACCAGGGCCGAUACCCCCUCAUCAAGAUGCUGCUGCUGGAGCUGAGUUGUCCAUAUAUGUCUUCAGGCCCCCCAGAGCCUGAAGUUCCUGCACCAGGCCAGCUCUCUGAACCUGAGUAUGGCUCCAGCCUCGGACAAGACACCUUCUGCCAGGGCAAAGCUGACGGGCUCUACCCCAACCCUCUGGACUGGUCCAGCUACUACAGUUGUACAGGGGGGUGGUUGUUCCAGCAAAGCUGCCUGAGGAGCCUGGUGUUCAGCUCCUCUUGCAAAUGCUGCACCUGGAGUUGA